Molecule: messenger RNA, 1236 nt
Organism: Colletotrichum spaethianum
Lineage: Eukaryota; Fungi; Ascomycota; Sordariomycetes; Glomerellales; Glomerellaceae
Exons: 6
Coding region: 1-1236 (411 amino acids)
Source: RefSeq, a predicted model, not a curated record
AUGUCCGAAUUUUCGACGGAAGCCUUCACGCUUCUUGGCGUAGCCAUCGCUGUUGUCUUCCUGCGAACAUACGCGCGGGUGAAGGCCGUUGGCCUUAGGCAUCUGCAGGCAGAUGACUACCUCAUGCUCUUCGUCGCAGUCACAUACUCCGCUGAGACCGCAUUGGCUUACAGCGUGGGAGCCUAUUGGCUCGGCCUCGCAAACAAUGGCAUGACCGACGAGGCGAGAAGGAAUCUGGACCCCAACAGCGAAGAGUUUAGGCUCAGAGUCAACGGGUCAAAGACUCAGAUCGCGGGAUGGAUAACCUACAGCUGUCUCGUGCUAUGGCCUGCCAAAGCCGCCAUGUGCACUUUUUACGUGCGGCUUACUGAAGGACUGCACAACUAUCGUAAACGGAUCAUUUGCGGCUUUGUACUGAUUGUAGUGACAUGGCUGACGGUGCUUCUUUCCAUCAUCUUGGGCUGCCGCCCGAUGCACAAGAACUGGCAGAUCUACCCUGACCCAGGCAAUUUCUGCCAACCGGCCAUCUCGAAGAUCAACAUCCUCGUCACUGUCGUCCUCAACGUCCUCACAGAUCUCUACCUCCUGAGCAUCCCAAUCCCCAUGCUGUGGGGUGCGCAACUGCCAUUGAGGAAGAAACUUGGUCUCAUUGUGCUGUUUUCAGGAGGCAUAUUCGUGACCAUGGCUGGUAUCCUGCGCUGUGUUCUCAUCAUCACGAACCCUGUAACCGGCGCACAGCAGGCAGGCUCCUGGGCCGUCCGCGAAACCUUCGUCGCGAUCGUGACAACAAACCUCCCAAUGAUCUUUCCCCUUGUCCGCCGCUGGCUUAGCCCCGUCUUCGGAACCAUCACGACCACCUUUUCGCGAGGCACCAACAAAUACGGAACCUCGAAGCGAAUGGAUCUCCCGGCCCCCGGAAGCAUCAAGCUCGACGACGUCACGAACGGUAGCAGCAACGGUAACAAGAAGAAGGGCCGUCAGCCUUUUAGCCAGUACCCCAUCACCGAGUUUACAUUGUCCGGAAGUGAGGAGCACCUCAACAAGUCAGCGUCUCAGCCUGGGGGUAUUAGUGUUAGCAAGAACGUGGAGGUCCGAGUCGAGGAGACAAAGAGGGAUGCUGGGAGUAGGGGGAAGGGAAGUAUGGAGAGUAAAAUGGAGAAGGGGGAUUGCCACUACUCGGUUAAUGUUGAUGGAUGUGGUAACAGGCCGCCGAGGGCGAUAAAAACUUCGAGGUAG